Homo sapiens (human) is the source of this 3789-nucleotide messenger RNA. RefSeq names its product calcium voltage-gated channel auxiliary subunit alpha2delta 3 (gene CACNA2D3). Gene Ontology annotation, biological process: calcium ion transmembrane transport; cellular response to insulin-like growth factor stimulus; regulation of presynapse organization. The transcript is spliced from 38 exons. Gene Ontology annotation, cellular component: presynaptic active zone membrane; membrane; GABA-ergic synapse. Gene Ontology annotation, molecular function: voltage-gated calcium channel activity. NCBI's taxonomy places the organism in Eukaryota, Metazoa, Chordata, Mammalia, Primates, Hominidae. The record is from RefSeq and is marked reviewed. Bases 163 to 3438 code for a protein of 1091 amino acids.
GCUCCUUUUUCUGCUCCCCAAGUGAGCCGGGCGCGCGAGAGGCAGGCGGGGCGGCGCGGAGCGGAGCAGGCAGCCCCGCGCGCUCGCCCACCGCCCGCUCCGCGCAGCUCCCCGCGGCCGCUCUCGUCGCCGCCGCAGCGGGCGCGUCGGAGGGAGCCCAGCAUGGCCGGGCCGGGCUCGCCGCGCCGCGCGUCCCGGGGGGCCUCGGCGCUUCUCGCUGCCGCGCUUCUCUACGCCGCGCUGGGGGACGUGGUGCGCUCGGAGCAGCAGAUACCGCUCUCCGUGGUGAAGCUCUGGGCCUCGGCUUUUGGUGGGGAGAUAAAAUCCAUUGCUGCUAAGUACUCCGGUUCCCAGCUUCUGCAAAAGAAAUACAAAGAGUAUGAGAAAGACGUUGCCAUAGAAGAAAUUGAUGGCCUCCAACUGGUAAAGAAGCUGGCAAAGAACAUGGAAGAGAUGUUUCACAAGAAGUCUGAGGCCGUCAGGCGUCUGGUGGAGGCUGCAGAAGAAGCACACCUGAAACAUGAAUUUGAUGCAGACUUACAGUAUGAAUACUUCAAUGCUGUGCUGAUAAAUGAAAGGGACAAAGACGGGAAUUUUUUGGAGCUGGGAAAGGAAUUCAUCUUAGCCCCAAAUGACCAUUUUAAUAAUUUGCCUGUGAACAUCAGUCUAAGUGACGUCCAAGUACCAACGAACAUGUACAACAAAGACCCUGCAAUUGUCAAUGGGGUUUAUUGGUCUGAAUCUCUAAACAAAGUUUUUGUAGAUAACUUUGACCGUGACCCAUCUCUCAUAUGGCAGUACUUUGGAAGUGCAAAGGGCUUUUUUAGGCAGUAUCCGGGGAUUAAAUGGGAACCAGAUGAGAAUGGAGUCAUUGCCUUCGACUGCAGGAACCGAAAAUGGUACAUCCAGGCAGCAACUUCUCCGAAAGACGUGGUCAUUUUAGUUGACGUCAGUGGCAGCAUGAAAGGACUCCGUCUGACUAUCGCGAAGCAAACAGUCUCAUCCAUUUUGGAUACACUUGGGGAUGAUGACUUCUUCAACAUAAUUGCUUAUAAUGAGGAGCUUCACUAUGUGGAACCUUGCCUGAAUGGAACUUUGGUGCAAGCCGACAGGACAAACAAAGAGCACUUCAGGGAGCAUCUGGACAAACUUUUCGCCAAAGGAAUUGGAAUGUUGGAUAUAGCUCUGAAUGAGGCCUUCAACAUUCUGAGUGAUUUCAACCACACGGGACAAGGAAGUAUCUGCAGUCAGGCCAUCAUGCUCAUAACUGAUGGGGCGGUGGACACCUAUGAUACAAUCUUUGCAAAAUACAAUUGGCCAGAUCGAAAGGUUCGCAUCUUCACAUACCUCAUUGGACGAGAGGCUGCGUUUGCAGACAAUCUAAAGUGGAUGGCCUGUGCCAACAAAGGAUUUUUUACCCAGAUCUCCACCUUGGCUGAUGUGCAGGAGAAUGUCAUGGAAUACCUUCACGUGCUUAGCCGGCCCAAAGUCAUCGACCAGGAGCAUGAUGUGGUGUGGACCGAAGCUUACAUUGACAGCACUCUCCCUCAGGCACAAAAGCUGACUGAUGAUCAGGGCCCCGUCCUGAUGACCACUGUAGCCAUGCCUGUGUUUAGUAAGCAGAACGAAACCAGAUCGAAGGGCAUUCUUCUGGGAGUGGUUGGCACAGAUGUCCCAGUGAAAGAACUUCUGAAGACCAUCCCCAAAUACAAGUUAGGGAUUCACGGUUAUGCCUUUGCAAUCACAAAUAAUGGAUAUAUCCUGACGCAUCCGGAACUCAGGCUGCUGUACGAAGAAGGAAAAAAGCGAAGGAAACCUAACUAUAGUAGCGUUGACCUCUCUGAGGUGGAGUGGGAAGACCGAGAUGACGUGUUGAGAAAUGCUAUGGUGAAUCGAAAGACGGGGAAGUUUUCCAUGGAGGUGAAGAAGACAGUGGACAAAGGGAAACGGGUUUUGGUGAUGACAAAUGACUACUAUUAUACAGACAUCAAGGGUACUCCUUUCAGUUUAGGUGUGGCGCUUUCCAGAGGUCAUGGGAAAUAUUUCUUCCGAGGGAAUGUAACCAUCGAAGAAGGCCUGCAUGACUUAGAACAUCCCGAUGUGUCCUUGGCAGAUGAAUGGUCCUACUGCAACACUGACCUACACCCUGAGCACCGCCAUCUGUCUCAGUUAGAAGCGAUUAAGCUCUACCUAAAAGGCAAAGAACCUCUGCUCCAGUGUGAUAAAGAAUUGAUCCAAGAAGUCCUUUUUGACGCGGUGGUGAGUGCCCCCAUUGAAGCGUAUUGGACCAGCCUGGCCCUCAACAAAUCUGAAAAUUCUGACAAGGGCGUGGAGGUUGCCUUCCUCGGCACUCGCACGGGCCUCUCCAGAAUCAACCUGUUUGUCGGGGCUGAGCAGCUCACCAAUCAGGACUUCCUGAAAGCUGGCGACAAGGAGAACAUUUUUAACGCAGACCAUUUCCCUCUCUGGUACCGAAGAGCCGCUGAGCAGAUUCCAGGGAGCUUCGUCUACUCGAUCCCAUUCAGCACUGGACCAGUCAAUAAAAGCAAUGUGGUGACAGCAAGUACAUCCAUCCAGCUCCUGGAUGAACGGAAAUCUCCUGUGGUGGCAGCUGUAGGCAUUCAGAUGAAACUUGAAUUUUUCCAAAGGAAGUUCUGGACUGCCAGCAGACAGUGUGCUUCCCUGGAUGGCAAAUGCUCCAUCAGCUGUGAUGAUGAGACUGUGAAUUGUUACCUCAUAGACAAUAAUGGAUUUAUUUUGGUGUCUGAAGACUACACACAGACUGGAGACUUUUUUGGUGAGAUCGAGGGAGCUGUGAUGAACAAAUUGCUAACAAUGGGCUCCUUUAAAAGAAUUACCCUUUAUGACUACCAAGCCAUGUGUAGAGCCAACAAGGAAAGCAGCGAUGGCGCCCAUGGCCUCCUGGAUCCUUAUAAUGCCUUCCUCUCUGCAGUAAAAUGGAUCAUGACAGAACUUGUCUUGUUCCUGGUGGAAUUUAACCUCUGCAGUUGGUGGCACUCCGAUAUGACAGCUAAAGCCCAGAAAUUGAAACAGACCCUGGAGCCUUGUGAUACUGAAUAUCCAGCAUUCGUCUCUGAGCGCACCAUCAAGGAGACUACAGGGAAUAUUGCUUGUGAAGACUGCUCCAAGUCCUUUGUCAUCCAGCAAAUCCCAAGCAGCAACCUGUUCAUGGUGGUGGUGGACAGCAGCUGCCUCUGUGAAUCUGUGGCCCCCAUCACCAUGGCACCCAUUGAAAUCAGGUAUAAUGAAUCCCUUAAGUGUGAACGUCUAAAGGCCCAGAAGAUCAGAAGGCGCCCAGAAUCUUGUCAUGGCUUCCAUCCUGAGGAGAAUGCAAGGGAGUGUGGGGGUGCGCCGAGUCUCCAAGCCCAGACAGUCCUCCUUCUGCUCCCUCUGCUUUUGAUGCUCUUCUCAAGGUGACACUGACUGAGAUGUUCUCUUACUGACUGAGAUGUUCUCUUGGCAUGCUAAAUCAUGGAUAAACUGUGAACCAAAAUAUGGUGCAACAUACGAGACAUGAAUAUAGUCCAACCAUCAGCAUCUCAUCAUGAUUUUAAACUGUGCGUGAUAUAAACUCUUAAAGAUAUGUUGACAAAAAGUUAUCUAUCAUCUUUUUACUUUGCCAGUCAUGCAAAUGUGAGUUUGCCACAUGAUAAUCACCCUUCAUCAGAAAUGGGACCGCAAGUGGUAGGCAGUGUCCCUUCUGCUUGAAACCUAUUGAAACCAAUUUAAAACUGUGUACUUUUUAAAUAAAGUAUAUUAAAAUCAUAA